Messenger RNA from Acaulospora colombiana, 2393 nucleotides. The record is from the annotation of a GenBank genome assembly. NCBI's taxonomy places the organism in Eukaryota, Fungi, Glomeromycota, Glomeromycetes, Diversisporales, Acaulosporaceae.
CUAUGGAAGAUUCGCCACAUGUGAACCAACCUAUAGAAAAUCAAGAACUUUACGAAAAGACAUUAAAAAUACUCAGGAGGGAAUGGAAAUGGGCGGCGGCAUCGGAUUUCUUCUAUAAAUUCAACCCAAUGCUUCGUCUCGAUUUUUUAGAUCUGGCAGACGUAGAACACGACAUCAUCCAAGGAUCAUCUGAAACAAUCAUGCCAGUACAUGACACAUGGGAGCAAUAUCUGAGGCGUUUAUACUUGCGCCGCGUUCCAGAUGACCGUGUUUGGGGAACGGAAGAGGAGCCAAUUGCCUGGAAGGAGCUCACAUGGAUGAGUCGGUUGGAAAUCCUAUAUACGCUCUGUGAAUGGCAAUUUCAGACUCCUUUAAAGGUCAGACAAGCCAUGAAGGAUGACAGUGAUGAUGCGGCUUGGGUUAGUAGACUUCUUUCCAAGUUGGACACCACACUCAUACAUCCUGAACCAGAGAUCACUCAUAAUUUUGAUCUAGGUGACCGUCUAUGGAUCCAGAGAUUUGUCGAAACAACCCCUCCUACUCAAAAAGAACUCAAACGUAGAAAACAUCCUACACAACCAUCUCAACAGGCCAAGCGCAAGGCUACACACAACGGCAUCAAAAAGUCUGCAGACUCUGCCUCUAAGCGCAAGGGAAAGAAAGUAGACCCCCCUAAGGCCAAAGGAAAGCUUACAAAGCCAUCUACAAGUCGUAAUAAUCCACGUACAGGCCGACGGAUUGAUCGAGAUGGAUGGCAAAAAGUUCCCGAUUCAUGGUUGCGAACUCAGGAAGGGUCGAGCGAGGAGAAAGAUGUCACGGCCCUGUUUGAUGAUGCUUCAGAUCUGACUGAUCUAUCUGAGGAAGAUCGCAAUGAUGUUAAUGGAGGCGGAUCUUCGCAAACAAAUCCUCCCGACGACUCCGAGUCAGAUUUGACUGAGAUGGACGAGGAAAAUAGUCAGGAUGAAGGUAAACCCGAAACGACUACCAGUAAUGGCUAUAAAACAGGGGAAACUGGAGUGAAGUCGAACCAGGCGCGAGAUGAUUCAGAAUUUGUGGAGUUUGAGACGAUUUGCGUCACAAUCGGCGAAUGGAAGGAAUUUGCAGAGCGCUUUAAAAAUGUUCGGAGCCUCAAUGAGCGAAGGCUCUAUCGAUAUGUGACACUCGUAGUGAUACCCGAAAUGGAAGAAUACCAACAGGUCAGUAUAAGAUGCCAAGAAUUAGACGGAUUGGAUUCAUUUUUGUGGUUCCAGGCUCUCGAAGAGAAGCAGAAAAAGGAGCUCAAAGAAUUGCUUCGAAGAGAGCAGCUGGCGGCGGCAGUGGCAGCAGCGGAGGCUCGUCCCAAGCGCUCAACCCGUCAAACUGCUCUAUCAUUGGUUGAUGAUGAGAGGAGGAAAACCGGGUCUCAAGCUUCAGCAGAUGGAGACGGCUCUGAUGCUCAACUAGGGUUUGGAACUUCUCGAGCACGACGAGCCGUUGCUAGAGGAGCAAGGUGGGAUGAGGAGCAAGAACGGCUAUAUGCAAAAGCUCUUGAAGAUGAGAAUAACGACGAUGAAGAGGAAGAAAAGAGUGACGUGGAGACAGAAGCUGAAGUUUCGGGUAAUACCUCAACAAGAAGGCGACGGAAUGCGCGAGAUCAAGACGAAUAUAAAGAUGAGGAAUCCGAAGACGAUCAACGAAAAGGUGCACCUGUAAAUGGGCUCGGUAGACCACGUCGAGCAGCGGCAGUGAAGGCAGAGCAGAACCGCCCUGUACGACCGACUAGACGAAGACGCGCACGGAGUGAGAGUGAUGAAGACCGAGAAUCUGACGAUCCGUUCUUCCUAAGCUGCGAGGUUUGUAAGAAAUCGGGUUGGAAUGAGCGCGACUGGAAUGAGGAAGAGUUUACAUGCUCCGCUUGUAUUCUUAAAGCGCAAAACAAACCAAAAAGGCGGGGCAGGAGACCAAAUAACCAACGUCCUGUUGAGGAACUUUCACAGUUCUCUUCACAGAAUCAGCCUCCAGAUUCAGAAUACCUUGUUUCUCAGGACUCUGUUUCAGGGGAUGCAAUGCAAAUCGAAGUUCCCCACGCGGAUUCUGCUGUGAAGUCACUGGUGCAUACAUUGGCUCCUGAGGUGCCUCCCAUGGAAUUGCCCACUGUGACCAGCAACCAGGCCAACGGAAAUGGACAAAUUGACGUCGAUAUGAUGAGUCAAUCUCCAAAUGGAAACGAAGCUCGCCCCUUCCACCAUCCGGCUCCGCGUCCCAUUUCUCCUACUUCCUUUGUUCAGCCUAUAUUACAACAGCGAGUCGAUCCAGAUUACGCGUUACAACAAUUCCCUGCCCCAGUCAUGGCUGGUGCAAAUUUAUGGCAACUACCUACUGGCAACAUGACCAACGGGUCUGGACACGUGUAG